UAAACAGUACUUGUUUAAUGGGUUCAGAUAGCUAUAACAUGCAAUAUAUUAACUUCAAACGUGAAGCGGCUAUUAAAGUCAGUAAUAUCACGACUGCACGGUGAUAAACGUUGUGUGAUAAUUGGGUCAAACUCAAAACUGUGUUCACGUUUUUCCUGUAGACAUACCCAAAAGUUAAGGACUAUAAAGGUAAAUUUUCUUAUCGUACAGUUCUGAUGAUCACACAAGUUUUCUCUCAUGUGGUCAACAGUUAACAGAUUGUGGGCGUGUACGAAAUGAUUUUAUCGUACUUAUCAAAAUAAAUAAGAAAAUUAAUCUUUAUAGCCCUUAACUUACAUAUGUCUACAGGAAAGACGUGAACACAGUUUUGAGUUUGACCCAAUUAUGUUAUUAGUAUGUAGCUGAAUGUGGGUACAGUGCGUUGCCUAUUCAUUAAAUAAAAAAUCAAUUUUCCUUCAGGCACCAGAAUGGAAAAAAUUUUUUAGGAUGAUACGACAGUUUAGACUACAUUCAUUAUCUUUAUUAAUGUAAACAGACUAAUCAUUUGAUUAUAUAAUUAUUUAUAGGUGCAUUCCAAUUAAUUCAUCUCUUUAUCCCCAAAAUUCCACAAAUACGCACGUACAGCGAGCUGCAAAAUUACGUGGACACGUUAUGAAAGAAUUCAUUCAUAAACUGGCCAUGUCAUUUUGCAAGUUGAUGUACAUACAUUAAUUAUAAUUAUAAUCCAAAUCCCUAUGUCAUAAAACACUUUAAACACUAACUAAAUCCAAUAUUUAAAAAACUAAAUAAUAAAAAAAAAACAUGUUUCAACCGAGAACCGUAUUUUAGAAGUUGAUAAAUGAGAGACUAUUUUAGUUUUAUACAUGUGUAUACUUUGAACAAUGACGUUAUCGAAUCGGUCACUGAUAACACAAUGUGAAUUUAGCGGUCAUUCUUUACGAAUAUUAACUUACUAAAAUAAAAACACAUGUAGGUACAAUAAAUGUUGGUUAAAAUUUCCAACUGUGUUUACUUAUUAUGUAUUAUUUAAAAGUGUCUCGCAAUGAACGGAUGUGGUUAUGAUUCUGUUAAUGUUAAUUGUGAUGGUGAACAAAACGAAUCAAAAAAGUUGAAAUCACUGGCUCGGCAGAUUUUCAUCUGCAGUGGCUUGUGGGCUAUGUAUUUUACACCAGGGUUAUUUUUGGGCGUACCUCCGGUAUAUAUAGCACAGUCAAGGAAGAUUUCAAACUCAACAGAAGCUGUCAGCGCCGAAAUGGCGUCUUGGAUAUGUGACAUCCGUAUUUGGCUAUGCGGCAAUACCCUGGGUACUCGUCUUACCAUUAAUAACACAGAGGUUCGGAAGAAAGAUUUCCUUUUACUUGGUAACUCUUAGCUCAAUCGCUAGCCACAGCCUUCUGUACUGCAGCACUACGU
Messenger RNA from Cydia pomonella (codling moth), 1413 nucleotides. RefSeq lists its product as uncharacterized. The record is from RefSeq and is a predicted model, not a curated record. The transcript is spliced from 3 exons. NCBI's taxonomy places the organism in Eukaryota, Metazoa, Arthropoda, Insecta, Lepidoptera, Tortricidae. Bases 1043 to 1372 code for a protein of 109 amino acids.